Messenger RNA from Drosophila novamexicana, 1410 nucleotides. It is a transcript of the gene Rpt3, whose product is annotated as 26S proteasome regulatory subunit 6B. The transcript is spliced from 3 exons. Gene Ontology annotation, molecular function: proteasome-activating activity; ATP binding; ATP hydrolysis activity. The record is from RefSeq and is a predicted model, not a curated record. NCBI's taxonomy places the organism in Eukaryota, Metazoa, Arthropoda, Insecta, Diptera, Drosophilidae. Bases 115 to 1341 code for a protein of 408 amino acids. Gene Ontology annotation, cellular component: proteasome regulatory particle, base subcomplex. Gene Ontology annotation, biological process: proteasome-mediated ubiquitin-dependent protein catabolic process.
ACGAGUCAUUUGGUUGCUUCGUCUUAAUUUUUAAUAUCGACGGCCAGGCGGCAUUAAAAGAAUAAAAACUUGCAUUCAUCAUUGCACGCAAAACGUUAAAUUAAUACAUACAACAUGGAUAUAUUGAUGCCUGAAAGAGACGAGCUUGACUUGAAGCUGAAGGAUGCGCAUAGCUCCCUGGAUGAAUUGGACAUAGACGAUUUGUAUGUGCGCUAUAAGAAAUUGCAAAAAACAUUGGAGUUCAUUGAGGUGCAGGAGGAGUAUAUCAAGGAUGAGCAGCGCAAUCUAAAGAAGGAGUACUUGCACGCACAGGAGGAGGUGAAGCGUAUACAGUCGGUGCCGCUAGUGAUUGGCCAAUUUCUCGAAGCUGUUGAUCAGAAUACGGGCAUUGUUGGCUCCACGACGGGCUCCAAUUACUAUGUACGCAUCCUGUCCACCAUCGACCGUGAGCUGCUAAAGCCCUCGGCCUCGGUGGCGCUGCACAAGCAUAGCAAUGCCCUGGUCGAUGUGCUGCCACCAGAGGCCGAUAGCUCCAUAUCCAUGCUGCAGCCGGAUGAGAAGCCAGAUGUUAGCUAUGCCGACAUUGGCGGCAUGGAUAUGCAAAAGCAGGAAAUACGCGAAGCUGUCGAACUGCCGCUAACCCACUUUGAGCUGUACAAACAGAUUGGCAUCGAUCCGCCGCGCGGCGUACUCAUGUACGGUCCGCCCGGCUGCGGCAAAACGAUGCUGGCCAAGGCCGUGGCACAUCAUACGACCGCCUCGUUUAUACGUGUCGUUGGCUCCGAGUUUGUGCAGAAAUAUCUGGGCGAGGGUCCGCGCAUGGUGCGCGACGUCUUUCGUUUGGCCAAGGAGAAUGCGCCGGCCAUUAUAUUCAUUGAUGAAAUCGAUGCGAUUGCCACAAAACGUUUCGAUGCCCAAACUGGCGCCGAUCGUGAGGUGCAGCGCAUCUUGCUGGAGCUGCUCAAUCAAAUGGACGGCUUCGAUCAGACGACCAAUGUGAAGGUGAUCAUGGCAACUAAUCGUGCCGAUACGCUCGAUCCGGCAUUGUUGCGUCCCGGCCGUUUGGAUCGUAAAAUUGAGUUCCCAUUGCCCGAUCGUCGCCAGAAACGUUUGGUCUUCACAACCAUCACAUCCAAGAUGAAUCUCAGCGAGGAUGUGGAUCUGGAGGAGUUUGUUGCGAGGCCCGAUAAGAUAUCUGGUGCCGAUAUUAAUGCCAUUUGCCAGGAGGCUGGCAUGCAUGCUGUACGCGAGAAUCGUUACAUUGUCCUGGCCAAGGACUUCGAGAAGGGCUACAAGAACAACAUCAAGAAGGACGAACAGGAGCACGAGUUCUACAAAUAAACGCAGUAGCUUUAACAUUUUCAUUUCGCCCUUCGCUAAACCUACAACUUAAAUAUAUCUAUAUAUAUC